GGAUGCCUGUAGAUUGACAGCCGUGUCCGCCAAUGAGUAGCAACCGACUUUCACCCAAACCUCCUCUUCCUCGACUUAGUCGUAGGGUCACGACGUCUCCUUCAAGUUCUCCUUCAGCAACGAAUCAAUCUUUGCCGGAAGGGCCAGGAGCUCAGCAAACUCAUCGUAGCGAUUCCACAGACCAUCCCUCUCCCCAGGCUGAUCGCGGGAUGAUAAUCAACACAGGAUCUCGUCCAAGGCGAGGAUUCUCCGGUUCCCCUCCUCUGCGACCUCGAAUGUCGGCAGAUGCUGUCCCUCCCAUCACCCGACAAUCCUCUCCUUCCCCUCAGGCUUUGCAGUUCCCCACCAACAUCUCUUCGAGUGCAGAGGAGGAGUCCAGUAGACGAGGUCUAGAUGAUUGGAAGAAGAGAACAGAUCACCUUGCUGCUGCAGUUCUCGCAGCUGCCCGGAUUUCCCGCUCACCGUCAACUCAAUCCAACGCAGACAUCAAUAGCAAACAAGGAGCAAAUGAGAACGACAGUCGAGUUGUGGGUGAUGCUGAUGCAGCAGCUUGUACUGCGGUGCCUCAAACAGAGAUGGCUGGCUCACAGAUCGCUAUUCCAGCAGGACAAGAGUAUUUGAGGAAAGAACUGGCAAGUUACGGGCAGGAGAACCAGGAUUCUAACUCGGCAUGCGAACUUCACUAUCACGAAACAAGUCUGUCUGAGUCAACGUCGUCGAACGAGGGCGAAUGUAAAGUUCAGCUGACAAGUGUGCUUGCCCGUGCUGGAGUUGGCAUCAUCUUCUCGCUAACAAGCAGCAAGAUAUUGGUUCAUGGCAUCCUAAAGAACGGAGGUGCGUCUAGGGCAUCAAGAGUGCCUGAGGUAGGAGACGCCCUCCUCAUGAUACAAGAUGAACCGUGCUAUGCAAACACGUUGCAAGAUCUCGACGCUCACUUUGACCGGCACAAGAACGUCAAGAGUGUCAGCUUGACCUUAGAGGAUAGUCACGGCAGUCGUUACACCUCCACCUGCGAGAAAUCUCAUCCUGAUAUCCACGUGAAGCACGUCGACUUCGACUUUGGCCCCAAGCACAACGACCUGCAGCUGAUCGAGUCUCGCAUCAUGGGCCACACCUCUGACAGCAAACUCUCCGAGGCCUCUCAAUCGCACAGCUUCGCCUCCCAUGCGAUGGUUCAGACAUGGCAGGCUUGCUCAAACACCGCCGAUAACAUCUCUAGGAUCGAUGACAUUCUUUUCCGCGAGCGGCUUCUGCAGGAGGACUUGAAAUUGUAUCAUGAACGAGCGAUGAGGCGAUAUGCAUGGGAACACGAGGAGAGAAUUCGACUGGAGACAGAGAGAGACAUGUUGCUGCGAAGAAAUAUGGAGUUCAAAACUCGGUACAAGUCAGCACGAGGUCGAUUGAGCGGGCUCGAGAACCGUAUACAAGACCUCGAGCUCAAGUACAAGGAAGCUGUUGGGAAGCUCCACACUUUGCACAAUCCUUUCUCAGUUGCCGGGAUGGUGGUAGAGACAGGUGGUCAUGUUACAAAGCACACAAUCGCCCCAGAGCUGUCAGAUGAUGAGAACGCAGAUCAUAUCGAAGCCAACGAAAACCUCCCCGUGGAUAACUUGCCAGGCAUCGGCGACGAACUUGUGUCCUCUGACGAGCGUUCUACCAUGACCGAGCUUGUCGCCAGCAUGGCAGACGGGCCGAGAGACGACAUGCCGACUCCUCACUUCAUGGGGCCCGGGUCAACUGGCGUCGGAAAGUUUGCAGGAGCCUACUUUUAGCUGUCGCCAGUGAGUCACGUAACUUGCCGAUUUGCUUCAAGUUGCUCACUGAGGGAGUCAGUCCGAUUAGCAUUCAACUUGUGACGGCCGACCCGCCCGGCCGCCGGGGCCCCGCGGCCCGGGCCCGCAGCAGGCGGGUACGGCCGGGUCCAUGACGGUUGGUAGUGUGCAAUCGUCACAUGGACGAAAGGGGGUGGUUGAUAGGCAUGAGGAGAGGGGUGAUUUAUCGGGGAAGCGAGGGGGUGGUCCGGUUGUUGGUACAAAAACUGGGCAAAAGUAAAGCAAUCCG
Guillardia theta CCMP2712 is the source of this 2061-nucleotide messenger RNA. RefSeq lists its product as hypothetical. The record is from RefSeq and is a predicted model, not a curated record. NCBI's taxonomy places the organism in Eukaryota, Cryptophyceae, Pyrenomonadales, Geminigeraceae. The transcript is spliced from 11 exons. The coding region runs from base 33 to 1772 and encodes 579 amino acids.